CAAAUUACACAUCACAAAAUGUUUUGUGAGCAGUGAGUACACGCUGGCAGAGGAACACAUUCUAAAAUGGGAUUGUUGGAAGCUUUUCUCCAGGCGGAUAUCUACGUCCACCUGCUGGGGGCUGUGGUCGUCCUAGUCGUUGUGUACGUUGCUUCAUCCACUUUAAACUCCAAUCAGGGUGGCAAUGACCCCCCGGGACCAAAGCCACUUCCUGUGCUGGGAAACCUACUGCAAUUGGACCUGAAGAGACCCUACAACACAUUGGUGGAGCUCUCCAAGAAGUAUGGCCCCGUGUUCACCAUCUACCUGGGAUCUAAGAAGGUGGUGGUCCUGGCCGGCUACAAGACGGUAAAGGAGGCACUGGUCAACCACGCCGAUGAGUUUGGAGAACGAGAUGUCUUACGACUGGUGACGCAAUACAACAAAGGACAUGGUGUCUUAUGGAGCAAUGGAGACUCCUGGAAGGAGAUGAGACGCUUCACUCUCACCAACCUGAGAGACUUUGGAAUGGGCAGGAAGGUGUGUGAAGACAAGAUCAUUGAGGAAUGUCAACACCUCAUGGAUGUUAUCAGGAAGUUCCAAGGAGAGUCCUUUGACACCACUCAGCCAAUCAACUAUGCCGUCUCAAACAUCAUCUGCUCCAUCGUUUACGGAAGCAGGUUUGAAUAUGACGACCCCGAAUUCACAGCCAUGGUGGAUGGAAUGAACCGGAAAAUCCAGCUGGCCGGCUCCCCGUCAGCUCAGGUCUAUAACAUGUUCCCGUGGCUGGGCAAAAGGCUAAAGCAGAACAAGGAAUUUUUCAGACUGACCGACGACUACAGCAGGAAGAAUCUGGAAAUAUUUUGUCGUUUGAAAAAAAGCCUCAACCCGCUGAUGUGCAGAAGCCUUGUGGAUGCCUUCUUUGUCCGCAAGCAGCAGCUGGAGAGCAGUCUCAGCUCGGUGCUCGGCGCUCUGUUGGUUCUUCUGCUGGUCUAUGUUGUGGUUUCCUCGUCGACUUCCGGCUCGCAAGAGUCCCGCAGGGAGCCUCCAGGUCCUCGACCGCUCCCCCUGCUGGGAAACCUGCUCCAGCUGGACAUCCGCAGACCCCAUGAAACACUCUAUGAGAUGUCCAAGAAGUAUGGACCAGUCUACACCUUCCACAUGGGGUCCAAAAAGGUGGUGGUCCUCGGCGGCUACAAGACGGUGAAGGAGGCGCUGAUCACGCACAGCGAAGACUUUGGAGAAAGAGAACCUCUGACCACCGUCAAGGAGUCCAAGCUGGAGCACGGCGUUAUAUGGAGCAAUGGAGAUUCGUGGAAGGAGAUGAGACGCUUCGCUUUGACCAAGCUGAGAGACUUUGGAAUGGGCAAGAAGGCUUGUGAAGACAAGAUCAUUGAGGAAUCCCAACACCUCAUUGAUGUAUUCAUCAGCCACAAAGGCGAAGCUUUUGACAACAACAAGAUCAUCAACUCCUCUGUGUCCAACAUCAUCUGCUCUAUGGUGUUUGGCAGCAGGUUUCAUUACGACGACCCCGUCUUUACGGCCAUGAUUCAGCGCAUCAACAGGACCGUCCAGAUAUUGGGCGCCCCGAGCAUGCAGUUGUACCAGAUAUUCCCGUGGUUAGGCAAGUGGUUCUUCUCGGUGAGAGAGGAGCUUCGCAGUCUAGGACUCGCCAACCGCAAGCAGGUCAUGGAGCUGGUCCGGGGCCUCAAGGAGACGCUCAACUCGCACGUCAGCAGAGGAUUUGUGGACGCGUUCCUCAUCCGGCAGCAGCAUCAGGAGGAGUCUGGUGAUGUAGGUUACUUCCACGAUCCCAACCUCAUCAUGACGGUGUCCAACCUGUUUGCUGCCGGCACAGAAACCACCUCUACCACAAUCAGAUGGGGGCUUCUCCUCAUGGCCAAGUACCCAAAGAUACAAGAGCAAGUCCGAGAGGAGCUGAAUAGGGUGAUCGGGGAUCGGCAAAUCCAGGUGAAGGACAGGAUGAACCUGCCUUUCACGGACGCCGUCAUCCACGAGACCCAGAGGCUGGCCAACAUCACCCCUAUGGCGCUUCCUCACAGGACCAGCCGGGACAUGACCUUCCAGGGUCACUUCAUCAAGAAGGGGACGACAGUGCACCCUCUACUCAUGUCCGUCCUCUACGACGAAGACGAGUGGGAGAAGCCACACUCCUUCCAUCCCGCCCACUUCCUGGACAAAGACGGGAAGUUUGUCCAGCGAGACGCCUUCAUGCCCUUCUCUGCAGGUCGCAGGAUCUGUCUGGGAGAGGGUCUGGCCAAGAUGGAACUCUUCAUCUUCUUCACCACGCUCCUGCAGCGCUUCCGUUUCACUCCUCCCCCGGGGGUCUCAGAGGACCAGCUGGACCUGACCCCGCAGGUGGGCUUCACCCUCAGCCCGGCGCCCCACAAACUGUGCGCUGUCUCCUGCAUGUGAGCUUAGGUCUACAGAACUUUGGUAAAUAUUCCUAUGAAUAUGAUUGACAGAUUUGGAGGGAAAUUAUCAAAUUCUUUAAGCAUAUAAAGACAUUUAUGUCAUUUCCUUUCGAAUUAUUUCAGAAUGACUUUCAGGAAUGAAUAGAAUGACGCACAAAGCAAAUUGCACAUUUAAACAUUUUAAUCGAAGAGUAAAUUAUUGUGAAUAAAGAUGAUGUUUCCAUCAA
Nerophis ophidion (straightnose pipefish) is the source of this 2641-nucleotide messenger RNA. Its product is annotated as cytochrome P450 2K4-like. Gene Ontology annotation, molecular function: oxidoreductase activity, acting on paired donors, with incorporation or reduction of molecular oxygen, reduced flavin or flavoprotein as one donor, and incorporation of one atom of oxygen; iron ion binding; heme binding. Gene Ontology annotation, biological process: xenobiotic metabolic process. The coding region runs from base 67 to 2415 and encodes 782 amino acids. The transcript has 15 exons. The record is from RefSeq and is a predicted model, not a curated record. Gene Ontology annotation, cellular component: intracellular membrane-bounded organelle; cytoplasm. NCBI's taxonomy places the organism in Eukaryota, Metazoa, Chordata, Actinopteri, Syngnathiformes, Syngnathidae.